CCAACAGUGGCAAUAGUACCAUUUGCCCUUCUUCCCGGCCAUGUGGUCCUUGUUGAAGGAAGAUCUGCCCGAUUUGCACCGGAGAAGAACAGAACAGCUCAAGAUGCGGACAAGAUUGAAGCUUUCCCGAAAGUGAGUUUUAGAGGACCAUUGAAGGGAUGUUUCUAGCUCAAUUCUCUGAAGUGACUUUCCUAUAAGCAUCUGGGCCGAUGAGAGGACACGGACCGCCCAUGUUCGUCUUUACGAGGCGCCUCAGAAACCACUCUUCUCGGUGCCGAUGUUGAGGCAAGCUCUAUGAGCUCCGUUUCAAGAUGGGCCAGAUGAACCUUCCGGCAGACAAUGGCAGCGUCACGUGGGUUCCUUUGCACGUCACUGCCCUCGCAGCUGUGGCAGAGCAGGAUGAGGGGAUGACCAUCCGUGCAAGGAAAUUGCGGGACCGGGCGGAGCGGUGUCCCACCAACUCCGCGGCAAGGGGGGUGGCAGAAGAGGCCCUGUUACGCCUGGGGGCGGCGCUGCGGGCCCGAGCCACUGAGCUCAAGAGCUUCUAUGAGAGCAUCAUCUUAGAGGACCGGUCGGUUCUGUUUGAACGGGAACGCCUGCGACUCCAGCGCCUGCUAAAAGCCCUGGAGGCCCCCCUUGCGGUGCGCCCCCCCAUCAAGCCGCUUCCAGUGAACACGUCGGACACGCUGUCGGCGCAGGGCCUGGGCGCACUGCUAUGGAAGAAAACGGGGGGAGCGCUCGCAACAGUACACAGUGCGCCCUCCACUCCCAAGGGCACUUCUCGGCGCCACCAGUCGUUCGCCGCGCCUCCCGAUGCACCCCCCGUUCUUCAGCUCCCAGCAAAGCCCGCCCUGCGCCUGCACAGCCUCCGAGGAACCCCCCCUUUCCAAACCGGGCCAACGUCCCCCCGGAGCGGAAUGAAGUCUCCCAGGGGGGCCAUGUCACCCCGCACUGGCUCCCCCCCGGCAAGCAGCUUGCGGCCCGCUGCCCUGGGGCCUAAUUAUGUCCCCAGCCCGCUGCAGGGGGUCGCUUUUCCUGAGCCGCCGAGCCCCCCGGCUGCGCCUUCUGGCAGAAGCCACUCCAAAAAGAGGUCGUUCGCUCUCCCUGAUGACGCGUUCUCGUUAGACGCUACCAGCCCGGAAGAUUCACCCGGGGAACUGACUGGUGUGCCCGGUACUACGGAAAGCAGUAGCUUAGAGCAAGGCAAUCUAGAACCGGGCACUCCGAUCGAGCCCCUCGAGGAGCCGUCCAAUAAAAGCAAGGAAAGCGAUCCGGGGCGGGUGGUAGAGCUUGUAGUGAAGCUCACAGCGGACGAGUUUGAGGAGCUGAUGAGGCUCGCCAGGCAGAGGACUCGAGAAGUAUGACGGCGGGUAGUCGCAAAGCUUUCUUGCAUUUCCCAUCACUCUUACAUGCCCGAAUCCAAGAAGCUAUCCUGCAAGAACGCCCAUGACACUAAUCAGGCUUCCAUAUCGGGUCUUUUGCCAUGCCAGCGUGCAGGCGGCGCUGCUGGG
Molecule: messenger RNA, 1511 nt
Organism: Klebsormidium nitens
Lineage: Eukaryota; Viridiplantae; Streptophyta; Klebsormidiophyceae; Klebsormidiales; Klebsormidiaceae
Source: the annotation of a GenBank genome assembly